Messenger RNA from Manihot esculenta (cassava), 4750 nucleotides. RefSeq lists its product as uncharacterized. The coding region runs from base 2530 to 3483 and encodes 317 amino acids. NCBI's taxonomy places the organism in Eukaryota, Viridiplantae, Streptophyta, Magnoliopsida, Malpighiales, Euphorbiaceae. The transcript is spliced from 2 exons. The record is from RefSeq and is a predicted model, not a curated record.
UAAUUUUUAGAUCAAUUAUACAAUCCCAGCAUCUAGCACAAUGUAUACCUGCGAACCUCCCCUUUCAAAAUUGAUUGAAUGGUCCUGGAGACUCCUAACAUAAUGGUGUGAUCUUCUGUUAGAAAAUCAGGGGUAGAGCUGUUUACUAAAUUUGAAAACACAAAAUUACCCUCUAUCAGACAUGAUUAUUUUCCUAUUCACAGUCAUUUGAAUCCCAAUAGAUAUGUAUAUCUCUCUUUCUCUCCUCCUAAAUAGUAACUAAUAAGCUCCAUCACCUCCAUAAAUUGCGAGCAGCCACACAUCUAUGACAAUGGACCUUAACCUCCAUGGUAGAAAGGUAUAAUAUGUGAAAACCAUUAGUGCCUAUGCCAAAUGACUUCAUGUGUAAUCAUGAAAGAAAAUAGUUAGCUGUCGUUGAUGAGGACAAAGCUCAUGAUACUUAGCUAUUGAGAAUUGUUAUGCCAUUUAUCCAAUGAAUGAGCAUGAGUAUUUGGAGUUCCUGGACUUGAUGAUCAGUGGAGGGAAUACCAUGAGAUGGAGUUUGAUUGAUGAGUGGAAAUUCCCAAUUGGUAUUGUUUGAGAGUAGCUGUUUUCAUCAAUGGACGAUUCAUCUGUUUUUAGCAUUGAUAUAAUUUUGAGUGCUUGGCUAUGUAAUUAUGAAGGUCCAAUUGUGAUUUUCAGUGGUGGUGAUAGACUGCACUACGCAAUGAGGAAAAUUUUGGUGCAUGGGGGAUGGCUCCAUUUUAUGUUUGUUGACUAUAAGUUGCUUGCUUUCUAUUGGUUUUGCAAUUGCAAAUGGGUUUUAUCCUAUGUGAUGGACUGAGAUCCAGAGAGUAUAUGGUUUUCAAUGGUUGAGGAUGGACUGAGAUCCAGAGAGUAUAUGGUUUUCAAUGGUUGAGUAAGUUUGGGUGAGAGAAAGGUGUCCUCUCCUCUUUAUUCAUUUCCUUUUGUCUGCUAAUGAUGUCUAGUGGCCUCUCUGCUACAGUGUCACUUGUCUCUGUCAUGCAGGUCCGUACGUACGAAACCGUCAGAUGCCCUCUCCCCGCCAGGCGGCUAUUUAAUUCCCUCCGGCGCGCUUGUAGACAGGGUUGCGAGGUGAUCAGGCCUGCUGUCCUUUUCUCCUGUCACGUCUUGGGCCGGGCUUGGUGUGAAGGGGCCGGGGCCCGUGAGGGGUCCGACCUUAAGACUGGGUAGUUCAGGCCGGUCCAGUAAAGAGGCCCCAGGACCUUUGGGUUAGAGUCACUAUCAUGGGCUCGGCCUUAUACUGGGGUGGUGAGGCUCAGUGGUCAUCAAUUGCCCCUUUACUUUCUCAUCAGUUAUUACAUGAAUGAUGAGGGGUAAAUAUCAAGAAUCAUUAUGACUGCGCGGCCCGAGGACUGUCUUCCUUAAAACCUCUCUUCUUCUCUCUUCUUCUCUUUACUGUUUCAAAAUUCGAAUUCUCUCAAUCUUCCCCAAACCCUCGCUCUUCUCUGCUCUCUGCUCGUUUCGCCUGUUCUGUCUUCCUGCCCCCAUCGUUUUCAAGGUACGUUUCUCCCUUUCCAUGGAUAGUCCAAAGCUUUCCGAUGUUAUUAAUCUAGAGUCCAGUAUCACUCCUACUCUAAAAAAUUUCUUUUCACGGGAGUAUUUGGACACUCCCCUUUAUCAUAUUCGAGCUCCUUACCGGAAUGAGAGGAUCGUUCUUCUCGAUCCUCCUCCCUCCGGUUUAAUAGACCCCCAGAAAAACCUCAACCUAGUCUUCUUCGUCAAACAACGAGAAUACGGUUUAACCUUCCCCUUUUCUCCUUUCUUUGUCGAGGUCUUCCAGUACUUCGGGAUAACCCCCCGGAUGCUGGCUCCCAACUCCAUCCUGUUUAUGUGUUCCUUCGAAUCUAUUUGCCUGAGCUGGGGGUUAACGCCCACAGCGUGUCUGUUCGUAAUCUUCUUCCGUCUUGUUAGGGCAAGCCAGUGCUUUUACUACUUUGCCCCUCGUGGUGGGUUGUCUAUUUUUUCGGGUCACAAGGAUUCAAUAAAAGGUUGGGUAGAGGGAUUUGUGGUGGUGGAGUUGAAGAAAGACUCCGGACUGUCUUGGGAGGUGGAGCUCUCUUGGGAAGAUGUCCCACUGGGUUGCAACGACAUGCCCCAGCUGAGUCUUUCUGAACAAGUCGGCUACCUGCGACUGACUUCUGUUGAACGGAAGUAUGAUGUCGAAAAGUAUUAUGUCGAAAAGUGUAUGUUUGUGUCCAGUCUUUAGGACUACAAGGCGGCGGGUAUUUCCCUUUGUUUUGGGUUGCAACGACCUGCCCCAGCUGAGUCUUUCUGAACAGGUCGGCUACCUACGACUGACUUCUGUUGAACGAAAGUAUGAUGUCGAAAAGUAUGAUGUCGAAAAGUAUGAUGUCGAAAAGUGUAUGUUUGUGUCCAGUCUUUAGGACUACAAGGCGGCGGGUAUUUCCCUUUGUUUUAAUCGCUGGGUUCCUUCCUUCUUGAUUUUCUUUGUAUGUUUCUUCUAACCUGUGCUGAUUUUGGGUUUUUGCAACUUCUCAAGUUCCAAUGGACAAAAUCAAGCCCCCGAAAAACUUUACCCUAUCUCAGGAGAGUAUGAAUGCUGCUUUAGACGCCCUCCGAGCUGGGCGGUCUGUGUCGGAAGCCACUCAGGAGGUGGCCCAGGUCAUCUCUUCCAGGUCGGCAGGCCGAUCCGUUCACCAGCUUCUUCCCGAGCUCCCAAGCCGAGCUCCCCGGGGUAUCAAGUCUUCCAAGCCCUCCAGCCGUAGCAGUUCGAGCACCCUCCCUCGGUCUUCCCGCGCCACUGGGUCUUGUCAGACCGCCUCCGCGAGGACGGAAGUUGCUCCAAAAGUUACUGACAGGCCAGCUGAGGGUUUCGAGCUCGUGAGGGCGGAUGCUGCUUUGUCUUUCGGAGACGCCCCUGAGGAGAGUCUUGAGGCCUCUUCAGCUGAUAGGAGGGCCCCCGAGGGUGAGGUCGAGGUCAUCCCGGCUAGUGAAAGCGUCCCAGGAGCUGCUGUCGAGGUCGCCUCUGUUAUUGAGGGCAUCCCUAGGGAGGAGGGUGAGUCUCGGUCGGUUGAUGACAUUCUUCCCCCCGAGAAGGUCUUAGACGUUCCUGAGAGUGCUGUUGAGAAGGCUGCGAGCAAGCGUCCUCUUCCCUCGGACGUUCCUGCCCCAGUUCCCGUUCCCAAAAUGUUUCAGGCCUCCAGACGUCCAACCCCAGACCUACCUCCACUUGAGAAGGAGAAGACUCCAGUGGUGCCCCUGCUCUCUGCCCCCAAUAACGAGAUCCUUAACGCCGAGGACAGGACAUCACCCAUCAAUCUGCUGCAAACAUGGUCGCGGAGGUACUUCGAGAGCGGAUGUUUGGUGGGGAUACUGAUGCUUCAGACCCUCGUCUCUUGGCUCUUACCGGGCUCUUGGCGAGUUCUACCAGGGAGCAGGCGGUGUUCCGCUCCCGUACUCGAGAGCAGCUCGGUGAUACUGUCAGGGAGAUGCUCCUGAUGGCGAUGGGCAUUUUCAUGGAGAUUGACGCCCGGGAUUAUUCUCUCAGGGAUUCCGUGGAUCGCCGGAUUGAAGAGGCUCGCCUCGAGGAAAAUCUGGCGGCCACGAGUGACGCUCGGGGUCAUCUGGCCGCUGCCUAGGAGCAUCUGAAGACUCUUCGGGAGGAACUGUCCUACACCCGUGACGUUUUGAGGAGGGCUGACGAGAGGGCAGCUGCAGCGGAGGUUCGUCGGGACGAGGCGUUAGAGCAGCUGUCCUCCUUGGAAGAAGCCUGUCGGGAGAGAGAUGAGGCCGUGAGCCAGAGGGAUGAGGUCCGGCGUUAGCAUGAGUCGCUGAAGGCAGAUCAUGGAGGGGUUCAGGCUCGCUAUGGCAUCGUUAUGGCUUAAAGGGAUGAGGCUCUAGCUCGGAUAAUCAUACUCAAGCAGGAGUUGGGCAAGCGUGCUGACAGUGUUACAAACCUGACUCUGGCAGUGGAGACAUCCAAACUUCAAAACCAAUACCUCUGUCAGGAAGUCGAGGUUCUAAAGAAGAGGUGUUCAGCCUUGCUCGAGGACGCCAAGCAUGUCGAAGACAGGGUCCAACUGGAGUGUGAGGAGUGCCUAAGGGAAUAUAAGGAGUCAGCAGAGCUGAGAAAGGAGAUUGAGCAGGCUUGUGAAGCUCGUCUUCAAAGUUACAAAGAUUCUCCUGAGUUGGAAGCGAAGGUAGAGGAAGCCUGUGAGGCGCGACUUGCGGAGUACAAAGCCUCUGAUGAGCUGAAGCACGAGAUAUGUAGAAGGGGCUUCCGCAUGUUCGCGUUCGGGUUUAAUCGAGGCCUGAGAGAAGCCAGGGUUGCUCCCUCUACCCCCUUAGGUCAACUCCGAGCCCCAGAAGUGGAUUCAGAUGGCGAGGAGGUGGUCUAUGGGGAGGAUGAUCACCCUUUUCCCAAGGGGACUUCUCGCACUGCCACUGGACCUCUGGAAGAGGAUGCCGAGCUAGGGGAGGAAGGCAAGCAAGAAGGCAGCCAGUCCGCGGAGGAUGACGCCGGGCCUCAAAGGGAAGAUACGGGCCCCCAGGAGGGGAAAUAGUGCCCUUCGUGGGCACCGGGGAGUCAGAGCAGGAGGGUGCUGGGCUCCUCGGAAAUAAUAGUGUAGAUAAUGAGGAUGUAAAUAGUGAUGUCCCUAGGAAUGUAAGUCCUUUACGGAUAAUUUUUCCUCCAAUAGUUAUAGAUGAUUAGACAAAUUGUAAUAUACUUUCUUGUUAUUCAAUGAUAUUUAGUUUUUGUGUUUUA